GUUUAAAAAACUGCGCUACUGCCGCAGUAUCAAACACACGGUAGUGCGGUGCGGUUAAUCCGAGAGACGAACUCUCCUCAGUAGCCAUCGGGGCGAUUGGGCUUGGAAUCUGCCAAAGACGUGUACAGAGAAGCAAGAAGUGAUAAGAAACUUGUGGCGGAAGUGGUCGUGCCGAGCAUAAGGUGAUCGAUAAUGUCCGGCGAUACGCAAACAAAGAAGCGGAAGGAUAAAAAACGGAAGAAAGAUGAUGAAGACACGGUAAAGGAAACGACUGUCCAUGCCCCGAAACAGCCGUCCGCCGGGGCGGCACAGGCUGCCAAGGAGCCGGGUGAUGUGCAGAUGCACAUCCACAGCGACCACGGCACCGGUGGGCACUGGUGCGCCAAGGUUGUGUUCUUUUUCCUGCUGGGCGCGCUUGGGGCCCUCAUCGGAUUGAUCAUCGUGGAAAACCAGGGACUCUCGAACGACGAUACACCGCUGUCCGAAUCGAGGUACUCCGAGUUCUUUAGCGGUUGGGUGGACGAGACGCGACAGGACGAUCACCAUCAUGAGGAAAUCCUGGCCGCCAUCAACUCGUUAGACGAUCACGACGACUCCGUAGACGAUCACGACGACUCCUUAGACGAUCAUGUGGAAGAUCAUGAGGCACACGAAGGGGAGGGGGAGCAGGACGACCACGAUGAUGGUGCCCCGUACCCGGAAGAGGAAGACAACGAUGACGAGGAAGAUGCGGACGACGAUGGGGACGAGGAGGAGGCGGCUCAGGCUCAGAAAUUGGACGACGACGAGGUAGAGGAGAUCUACGCCCAACAGGAAGCCGCCCAACACGAAGCCAAUGUCAACCCGGAAGGUGAUGACGGCGAUGACGGCGAUUAUGAUGACGCCGAUGAUGAAGACGGCGAUGAUGACGGUGCCAACGAUAAAACCAAUGUCGAUGAUGUAAAACAGAAUGAUAAAGCAGGGGAUGAUGAUAAGAAUGACGAAGACGCUGAUGAGGAUAAUGAACCGGACUAUGACAAGACAAAGACUGUUGCUGAAACUGUAGAUAAUGAAGAAGAAAAUGAUGACGACGAAGAUGAUAAAGAUGAACAAAUUGCCGUGAAAGAGGAUGACGAUGUUAAAGGCAAAGCGACAAACGACAAAAUGGGAAGCAAUGCCGAAUUAGACGACGAUGAUGAUGAUGACGAUGGAAAUACUUUCAAGGGAAUCGAUGAUACACCCUUCGAGGAAAUAAAUCUUUCUAAUGCCAUGAAUGAUACCGCUAAACAAAGCUUACCGAUACAAGAUACCGAAGGCACGGCAAAUGCUGCACCUGCAUGUUUGCCGGCAGCUGACAGCAGUAAGAGUGAAUUCUGUGCGCUGCCCAAACAAACGGAACCGAAUCAGGCAACGUCACCCAAGUCCGUUUCCGAGCACGUAACCCGAGAUGAUCUCACGGAUCAAAUGGAUGAACUUGUACGGAACUAUAACAAACUGGCGGCGUCAUUGGACGUGCCGCAAGUAGAGCAGACUAGUUCCCUACCUGAAACGGACGACGAUGGCGACGACUUCGAUGGUGAUGAGGAGGAAAUUGAAGAGGAAACAAACAAGGUCGGAGAUGAUGCAGACGAGAACGACGAUGAUGAGGCAGCUUUCGACGCCUUCGUAGACAACGAUGGCGGAGAGGAAGAAUAUCUAGCCAGGGUGCGCCGGGAGCAGGAGCAGCGGCUAGCGGCUGAAGAAGAGCGCAAAUCCGCCGUAGAACCGGAAGAGGAAACUUCACAAAUCCCCACACGGGCUGAGGAAGCUGAGCGGUCCUAUCAGGAAGAGUUAAGACGCGCACAGCAACAACUCGACGAGGGCGAAGCACAAGAAGCGCUCAGUACGUUCGAAAGAGUGCUCUCGAGGAAGCCCCACUCGAUUCCGGCAUUGGUCGGCCGUGGCCGGGCUCUGGAUGCACUGGCGGAGCAGCGGCGCAGUAACGCAAUACUGAACGAUGCGAUCGUAGCUUAUCGGAAGGUGAUCGCACAGGAGCUAGCGGUGGACGAUGCUACACUGGCGAGUGUGGCCGAACGGUGCAUCGAUCGGUUACGUUUCCAGGGUCAGCACGCGAAAGCGAUCGAUGUGCACCAAACGCUCAUACGACGGUUCGAUGACGAACCUCGCUAUCGAAAUCAGCUGGCCGUGACGUAUCUGUAUCUGAACCGACUUCCCGAGGCGAAAGCGGUCCUUCAUGAAACGUUGCUCCGUUGGAUUGAAGAUGGCUUUGCGCUGGUCCACUAUGGUUUUGUGCUGAAAACACACGAUCAGAACAUGGAACUGGCCGCACAGUAUCUGCGCGAGGGUAUCGACACCGGUCACGAAGGGACGCAGGAUGGGCGAUUCUAUUUCCACCUGGGCGAUGCCCUGCAGCGCCUAGGGCGCACCGGUGAGGCACACGACAUCUACCGACGCGGAGUAGAGCGGAAGCUGUUCCUCUCACUGUACCAACGUUCGCUGUACAACGUGGACGGCUUACGAUCGCGCCCGUUCUGGACCGAAGAGCAAACAACGUUCGCCCCCGAGCUGGAACGUAUCCGCUCCCAGUGGCUCCUUAUCCGUGAUGAAGGGAUGAAACUCCUCACCGGUGCCGGAGUGUUUGUGAACGAGACGGAAAAUCUGCGCGAUCGAGGCGACUGGCGGCAGCUGGAACUGUUUGCUCGCGGUGCUCGGGUCGAGCGUAACUGCGCGUUGGCCCCGCUGACGUGCCGGUUGGUGGAGCAGCACUUUCCAGCCGCGCGCACCUGUAAGCGGGGUCAGGUGAAGUUUAGCGUCAUGCACCCGGGCACACACGUGUGGCCACACUGCGGACCGACCAACUGCCGAAUACGGGCACACUUGGGUUUGAAUGUUCCCGCCGGUAUUUACAUACGAGUUGCCAAGCAAACUCGGUCCUGGGAAAAUGGCAAGUGGUUGAUAUUCGACGACAGCUUCGAGCACGAGGUGUGGCACAACGGGACCGCGACGCGCUUGGUGCUUAUCGUGGACUUUUGGCAUCCAGACUUGACCGAGAGCCAACGACGAUCGUUGUCGCCGAUCUAGGGCGAUCAGUGCCUGUGACGCAAUUGCAUUUUUACCCCAAUACUACUCCACUCCACUCUAACUAGUUUCUAGCGGUUAUGUGUUUUACGCUUUAUUUUGUAUUCUUGCGAUACAUUGUUGUGUUUGUGUGCCUGGUUCGAACCGUGAGUGCUGAACAAACUGUUCAAACAAUCGGUCGAAUAAUCUUUUCUUAGAUUAGAGAGAGAGAGAGAUAGAAAUCUUAAAAAAACCUCGAAUCACAUCGGUUUCUACCAAAGCAAGCGAAACAAAGGGACCCGUACCCGGACCCACUCGAGGCUAAAGUGUUCAUUCGUUAGGGAAGCGGGUUGUUAGGUCGUCGACAGUGGCAUAUUAGGUAUGAAAAAACGGAGAGAUCCAACUGAAAAUGACUUACAAAACGUGACUGACUUUACGGUGUAAUCGGGACGAUGCUGUGUAUGGUAGGAAAAUGGAGCCUCCAGAUUCAAGUAUGAAGUGUGAGCCAGUGAAAACCCGU
Molecule: messenger RNA, 3556 nt
Organism: Anopheles bellator
Lineage: Eukaryota; Metazoa; Arthropoda; Insecta; Diptera; Culicidae
Gene: Asph
Product: aspartyl/asparaginyl beta-hydroxylase
Exons: 12
Coding region: 193-3060 (955 amino acids)
Biological process (GO): peptidyl-aspartic acid hydroxylation
Cellular component (GO): endoplasmic reticulum
Molecular function (GO): protein binding; peptidyl-aspartic acid 3-dioxygenase activity
Source: RefSeq, a predicted model, not a curated record